Molecule: messenger RNA, 9051 nt
Organism: Danaus chrysippus (African queen)
Lineage: Eukaryota; Metazoa; Arthropoda; Insecta; Lepidoptera; Nymphalidae
Source: the annotation of a GenBank genome assembly
AUGAAUAAGCAGUUACAUAAUAAUGAAACGCAUGAAAAUAAGGGUGUAGUCACGGCGCCGACUAAACAGAUCUCUAUGUGCUCUCUUAUUAUUUGGAAUAUUUCCAAAGCUCUUGAAAAGAAACCCAGCAUGGAUUUAAAGGAAGCCAUCAUAUCGACCUACAAUCGUGUUGAAUCUGAGUCAAGUGAGAGUAAUAUUGUAACUGAGCCACCAGAGUUCAGACAUUUGAUGUGUGCAAUGCUGGCAUGGCAGCAGCUAGGUCAUAAGGACGCGGAUGGCCUAUAUCAAUUUUUCAUUGAGAACAAACCGGUUAAUGUAACCACCGAGAAUUCAACUAGUACAAAGAAAGUAAAUACCGUCAAGAAACCUGGCGCUUGUGUGAAGUUUCAACCUUACGUUGAUCAUAAAUAUUACAAGAAUCCUAAAAAUAGCGUCAAUGAUUUUGACAUCAGCUCUCUCACGGGACCAGUGGUCAAGUUACCCGUUGAAACAAAAAUUGUAAUGCGCAUGGAAAAUUCUACAAGUGCGCGACCAGGUCCGAUGAAACUACAGAAGGACAAAAAAGAUAUUAUGAAAAAAAUUGAUGAUGCAUGCUGUCAGGACACUGUUUGUAUAAAACGUCUAUCAGAACUAGACAACGCUGUAAACGAACUAAGAAAUCGAGCAUCAAAACUAGCGAGGCGUGAAGCUGAACGUGCUGAACUUUUAGAGCGCGCUGAGGCUGCUUGGAAAGAUUUAGAACUCGGCUACCAGCGGCGGCUGAGCCUAGCUGAGGAAAAGGAAGAUGAUGUGAUGAAACAGAUUAAAAAGUUGAUAGAAGAACGUAAUGACUAUAAAACCGCUUGCAUGAAUAUGGCAAAAACCUUAAAGGAACGAGGUGAUAAUGCCGAAAGCGAUCGUUUCAAACUGGCCGAUAUUGAAAAAGACAUGUGUGAAAGAGCCUGUACACGUUUGCAGCUUAGCGAAGAGUCUGCACGUGGAGAUUCCACCUUAGCUGAACAAUUAUGUCGAAUAACACAGCUUGAUAGAGAUCUACAAUUCAAAGAGGAACAGGCUCGUCGUAAUCUAUUGAGUCUGGAGAGUGAGAUUGAUUCUGAGCGAGGGUUAACCUAUGAGGCCGAGAGAGCUAUGCGUUCUGAGCUUGAAACGCUCAAGAAACAGAUGUCGCAGGUGUCUAAACAGCUGUUACAGGAAGAAGCAGAGAACAACGCUAUUAAGACUGAGCUGGAAAGUUUACGUAAAGAAAAAUACGAUAUGAUCGAAGAUUUGGACGGCUGUAAGGUUAUGUGUGAAGGCCGCAUGCAGAGUCGAAUAGACGAGUUGAAACAGAAGAGGGAUCAAUUAAAUGAACUCAAAGAAAAGGUGGUGGAUUGUCAAUGUAAAGUGCCACAAGACGCCGCUGUAGAAGUGAAGCGCACACCUUCUUUGGCUGCACUUUGUUAUUGUGCGCCUGAAGAUAAAUUUUUGGAAUCCUGUUCAUGUACAUCACUUAGGAGCCAACUGUUAUCUAACUUGCUGGCUGACCUCUUUGGAGGACUACAAUCAGAAUUGGGAGGGUCAGGGUCCUUGAUGCCUUGCCAGCUUUUAAAAUGCCUGGAAGAUAGACAUAACUGGGAUCGUACGAGUGUUGUUAAAACAAAUCUGCUAAAAUUUUUCGGACAAUUACUUAUUGGGGAGUUGGAUAUCGCUAUUGCUACUUCCAUUGAAAAAUAUCAUGCAAAGUGGGUAGGUGCUUGUUGCGCUGAUCAAGCUAGAGUCAUACCUGACCCAGGGAAUAUUGCACAAAACGAAGGCUGGCAGGAACGAGCCAUAGAGCGAAAAGCUCAGAAAUUGGCUUCCCAACUUGCUGAAGAUCUGUUCAAAGAAAGAGCUGAUCAGUUGACGAAAAAAGCAAAAGAAAUAAUAAAUGCUGGACCUCCCCCUUGCGAAUGCAAACCACGAUCUCCGGCAGUUUUUCAAUGUUUGGUUAAGCAACCAACAAUUAACAAUUCUCGUAAAACAAAUGAUAAUCCUCCGUCCUAUUUGAAACGGACAAUGCAAGAUGUCACCCAUCUUCGAACUCAAAUCGAAGACUUGAAAAAGGAGAGUAUUAAGAAGGAAGACUUACGUAAGAUGGAAGAGAAAAUAGCCAGGAUGGUUGGACGAUUUUCGAAACCUGACAACAAUUCGUCUGUGAAUAAAAAUAAUAAACUUUUGAAAGAAGUUGUAAAUGAUGAAGCGAAAGACAAAGUUAAAGUAUCUGGCGACACAUUACCUAGUCUUGAUUCUAAUUUUAUUAAAAAAAGAUCUCCAGAUGGUUACAGAUUUAAAAAAAAUAUCAAAAACUCGCUGAACAGCCAGAGGGGACGUAUUGAAAAACAUUCAAGUAAAGUUUUUAAGAAAAUAGAACAAUCAUUUGCCGUCAAUUUAUGUUUAUGUGGUGAUCAGAAUAAAGUCAAAAAACAAGAAAUAAGAAUGCUGAAUGAGUCAUCAUUAAAAAUUAAAAAAGGAAAAGAAAUUUUGCCUAAGACUUCUACUAUAAAGCAAACAAAACCAAUAGGUUUACCGUCAUCCCCAGAUCAACACUUUUCAGGUAUAAGUAAAGAUUUAUCUCAAUCUAUAUGCCCAAGUGAUUGUAUUUGCUUUCAUAAGAUUCCAUCAAACACGUCAAUUGAUAAACUACUAGAAACUCUUAAUAAAUGGAAAGGUGAUCUAGGAAAUAUGUCGUCAUACACCAAUAAAAACAACAAUCGUAAUAUCACAACUAAUCAACUGUUGCUAGGUGGUCCAAUAGAAGAGAAAAAUGAUUUAGAUUUAAAUAUAGGUAACGAGUCACCGAAGAUACUCGUAAAUAAUAAUAUAUCCAAUAGUUUCAAUUUUAUAGAAAAAAUAUCAACUGAAGAAGAUAUUCGCAAUAAAGCUACUUCCUGUGAUGCUGCUUUACCACAAGCUACUGAAUCCGAAUACAUAGGCGCUGUUAAUCUAGAUAAAAGCAAUGACAUUUUUUCCAAAAGCAACAUAAAAGUACCCAUGAAGCCGGCUGAGGGCAUCGUUGGAACAACAUCGUUACAUUAUCAGUGCUUGUUUACCGAUUCUUGUAAAUGUAAAAAGUCAGUUCCAUUGAAUCGUAACAAAAUAAUACCCGAUAAUCUCAAUAACAGUUUUCCCGAAAAAAAAGAUUCACUAAAUCAUCCUACGGAAACUAUGGACCAAGAUAUAAAAUUUUUGGAUGCCGAUGAUAAAUCUGUUAUUUCUCAAAGCAGUAAAAAAGGUGUAGCGGUUGGCGGGGAUUCAUUUAUUCAAGACGUUGUAAAAAAAUCUGAUUUAUUUCCUUGUAGUUGUGAUUAUCGCAUUAAAUUCCUAGGUGUUACUCUUGGGAAUUCUAACGCAAAUAAAAACAUAAAAGAAAAGCAGGGUACUCAUCAGUUCCCUAUUAAUUAUAGAGAAAAAAGAAUUGACGACAAUUUAAAUAAAAGAAACAACCCUCUUACAAAUUUACACAAAGAUGUUAAGUAUAAUUUACGAUGUGGAUUAAAUUCUUGUAAAUAUGGAAAUCAGUUAUUAGAGUCCUUACAUAAUUCAAGAGGUCAUUCAAGCCUUUCCCCUGAUAUUACCGACAAAACAGAAGAUGAUGAAUGUAUUUGUUGUGGUAAUAUGGAAAAAAGCGAAUUGGAACUUAAUGUAUUUAAUUUAUUGGAAGAACACUUGAAAGGAAAAUUUGAUGAAUUUAGGCGUUCCCUGAAUGAAUCUGUCUCGCUACAACCAGAGGAGGAGAAAAAUUUAUUUUUAAAUAUAAUUAAUAAAGUAAAAAAAGUUAUAUCCGAGAGCACCGGAAAUUUAACCUGUAUAUGUGUUAAAGAUAAAGCAAGUGAGGGGAGUUGGUCAAGGGUAUAUGGAUUAUUACAAGAAUAUUUGAAAAUCAAAUUAAAAAAAGCACAAUGCUCUUGUAUUCCAGGAGAGAAAGGUGCAGAGUCAGUUUUGCCUGGUAUAAUGGAUAAGGUAAAUAACCUUAUAGAAGAAGAUUUUCAACGUUUACGAGAUAAAUGUGGACAAAAUAAAAUAGAGAAAAGCUCAUUCGAAAUUCAAAAUAAUCAAGUUACAAAAAGUGUACAAGAAUGUAAAGAUCAAAAUGAAACAUUUGUUCAAUUUGAUGCUAGAGAUAUUGAUUAUCUUAAAGAUAGUUCCUUUCAAGCAUCAAAAAUAAUUUAUUUUAAUAAGUCUUGUGAAACCAUAGACAACAAAUUAUUUCAAGCCACUACAUCAGAGAAAGAAAAUUCUUGUGAUCUCAACCGAGUUUAUGGAACACUCUGCAAUUGCAGACCAAUUUUCAAUGAAUAUUCUCCUGUACAUAAACAUACAAUUGUAAACCAAUGUGCUAAAAUAAUACCAGUUCAAGAAAAAGAGGUAUGCAGUGCAAUGAAUAUUGUUGCUGGAAUCUCUUCUACGAAUACUUCUAUUGAAUCGUCAACAAUUCCUACUGAAAAGAAAGAGGUUACUGAACAACCUACUAAUUUAAAACCUUCAUAUAUUGGUUAUACAAUAAAUUGUUCAUGUGAUCGCACAUUAGGAAAUUGUCGUUGUAGUAAAUCAACGGUUGAAACUAAUAGUAAUCAAAUAAACUUUAUUUGGAAAUCAUUGACAAAUGAUAUAUAUACAAAGAAAAUGUCAUACAUUAUGCCUAAAAUGAUAACUAAUAUAAAGUCUGAACAUAUAGUUGCAAACAAGAGUCCUUAUAAUACUGGUCGUGAAAACAACUUGAAAUAUAAAGAUGAAGGCAAAGAGUGUUGUGACACUGACAUUAGUACGACUUAUAACGAGGAUAUAACUUUAAAGGAUUCUAGGGACAAAUAUACGGGAGCAACAAAAGAAGUCUGUACUUCUAGUAAUGUUAACACGGGGACAGACUUAAAUCAAGAGACCAUUUGGAAUACUUGCGAACAACAAUCACUAAACAGUAACAGAUACAGUAUUGAUUCCAAUUAUGAUAAAAAGAAACUCUUUGAUUCUUUGUUUUUGCCAUCAGACAGUUACUCAAAACACAAUUUUAUUGAACACGUAGAUGAAAAUUAUGAACCAGAAGCAGAAAAAUGCAGUUGCAAAAUGGUUCCGAUUUGUCAUGUUAAAAUAAUCUUUAUAUGUUGGGUUUGUCCAGUUCUUUAUAAUGGCAAUAAAAGAGAUGUGGAAGAAGAAGAUCUUAUUAGGCCCAACAAGUACUAUGAUUCUAAACUUCUCGGCGACACUUUGGAAAAAUACUGGUUAAAAGAAUGUGAAAAAGCGUUGGCUGGGAACCGACAACCAUCUUUAUUGAAAGUUCUGAUAAGAGCGUAUGGCUGGAAGUAUUUUGCUGGAACAAUUUUUCUUACUAUUAACUUAGCAAUGAGUAUUGUUCAGCCUCUGUUGUUCAGCCGAUUGCUAACGUAUUGGUCGUCGACUAACGAUCAGGCUAUAAAUCAGAGAGAGGCUGGUUUUUACGCUCUAGGCAUGUUGGUGACAAAUAUUAUAGGAAUCAUCAGCCAACAUCAUAAUUCUUUAUUUGUGAAUCGAUUUGGUUUAAAGGUGAAAGUUGCCGUUUCCUCACUAGUUUUCAGGAAGAUGUUACGAAUGAGUCAGUCCUCUCUUAGCCAAGUAGCUGCAGGGAAGGUAGUGAAUAUAAUGUCCAGUGAUGUUGCUAGAUUUGAUUAUGCCUUCAUGUUUCUGCAUUAUUUGUGGUUGGUGCCAAUUCAGGCAGCAAUUAUAUUGUACUUUCUUUAUGACGCCGGUGGUUAUGCACCCUUUGUCGGCCUCUUUGGUGUUAUCCUUCUGGUUUUGCCUAUACAAGCCGGCUUGACUAAACUAACAUCGAUUAUAAGGCGAACAGUCGCCCAAAGAACGGAUAGCCGUAUCAAAUUAAUGAAUGAAAUCAUAAAUGGUAUUCAAGUCAUCAAAAUGUACGCCUGGGAGAAGUCAUUUCAGAAGGUUGUCCAAGGUGUAAGAGCCUUCGAAUUAGUUGCGCUAAGCAAGGCUGUUUUUGUCAGAAGCGUGUUUUUGGGAUUUAUGAUGUAUUCUGAGAGGGCUAUUAUAUUUAUAACAUCUCUAACUAUAAUUCUUACCGGCGGAAUGCUAAGCGCUGACACGAUUUACCCUAUUAAAUCAUUUUUAGGUAUAAUACAGAUAAAUUUUACUUUUAUGAUGCCACUAGCUAUUGCUGGUUUAUCAGAGUUACUCGUAUCAUUACAGCGUAUACAGAGCAUUCUUGUUUUGGAUGAGAAGGAAGAUAUAAAAGUUUUGCCACAAGCAAUAUUACCCGCUAACGGCAUUUAUAAAAAGUUUUCUACCACUGGUGAUAUGAACAUAAUGUCACUAAAAAAUUCUUCGCCACUAGAGAAAACUAAUUCAACAGUUGAUUCGUAUGCGCCACAUGAAAAUGAAAAUGACAUAGAGCUUUCCAAGGUCAAUGCAUCUUGGGUUUCGACUAAAAAUCCUCAAGAUAUGACUCUUAAAAAUGUCACUUUAAAUGUGCCGAAGGGAAAGUUGGUUGCCGUAGUUGGGCCCGUGGGUUCGGGAAAAACUUCUUUGCUGCAUGUAAUACUUCGAGAAUUACCAAUAAGUAGCGGACAUCUUAAUUUAAACGGAAGCAUAUCUUACGCUUGUCAAGAAACUUGGUUGUUCCCUCAAACUGUUCGAGAAAACAUUAUUUUUGGCUUACCCUAUGACGCACAAAAAUAUAAACGGGUGUGCAAGGUGUGCUCGUUACUUCCCGACUUCAAGCAGUUUCCUUAUGGUGAUCUUUCGUUAGUCGGAGAAAGAGGUGUCUCUUUAUCCGGAGGUCAGAGGGCGAGAAUUAAUUUAGCCAGAGCGAUUUACAGAGAGAGUGAUAUAUAUUUACUGGACGAUCCGCUCUCAGCUGUGGAUGCAAAUGUUGGAAGAAUGCUCUUUGAGAAUUGCAUACAAAGAUAUUUAAAUGGUAAAACGCGUAUUCUUGUAACUCACCAAAUACAUUUACUGAAACCCGCCGAUCUUAUUAUCGUUGUUGAUGAGGGUUCUAUUAAAAAUAUCGGAACUUACAAUGACUUAGUAAGAUCUGAAAAGGUAUUCUCAAGUUUAAUGGAAAGCAAAGAAGAAAAGACAGAAAAGGUUGAAGCUAGGCCACCUGUAAAACAUAGUAUAUCUAUGAUAUCUGUUAGAAGCGAUGAUAAUCCUGAAGAAGAAAGAGCACAAAUCCAGGAAGCUGAAGAACGAGCUAAAGGAAACUUAAAAUGGAGCGUGAUUGCACAAUACAUGAAAAGGGUAGAGUCUUGGUUCGUAGUCUUCCUAACAAUAUUUGCCCUCCUGCUGACGCAAGGUGCUGCAACUAUCAGCGAUUAUUGGCUUAGUUUCUGGACAAACCAAAUUGAUGAGUAUAUAAAAUCUCUUCCAGAAGGUAUUCUACCAGAUCCUAGUUUGGAAACACAAAUUGGACCCCUAACAACUGGCCAGUACUUGUGGAUAUUUGGUGGUUUAAUAUUGUUUAUAAUAAUUAUGACACACGUUAGGAUUCUAGCUUUUGUUGUACUAUCAAAAAGAGCGUCGCAGAAUCUUCAUAAUAUAAUGUUUAAGAAUUUACUAACAGCCGUGAUGAGAUUCUUUGACACAAAUCCUUCAGGUCGUGUUCUAAAUCGUUUUGCUAAGGAUUUGAGCGCAAUGGACGAGAUCUUACCACGUACACUAUUUGAAGCUAUUCAAAUGUAUCUGUUUGUGUUAAGUGCUCUUCUUUUAAAUGCCAUCGCUCUUCCGUGGACUCUGUUACCCACUUUUAUUCUAUUAGGAGUUUUUAUAAUUUUACUUAAAUGGUAUUUAAAUGCGUCGCAGGCGAUCAAAAGAUUGGAAGGCACAACUAAGAGUCCCGUGUUUGGUAUGAUAAAUUCAACGCUGAAUGGGUUAACAACUGUUAGAAGUUCCAAUUCUCAAAACAUGUUGCUAGAAAAAUUUGAUGAUACUCAGGAUCUCAAUUCUCAAGCACUAUUCACAUAUUUUGGCUGUUCAGUGGCUUUCUGUCUAUAUUUGGAUAUGUUAUGUCUUGUCUAUAUGGGAGUAUUAUUUGCAACUUUCAUCUUGAUAGAUUUUGGGUAUCUGAUCGAGGUGGGUAGCGUUGGUCUGGCAGUGAGUCAGUCUAUGAGUUUGACAAUGAUGUUACAAACAGCAGCUCGUGGUACAUCAGAGCUGUUAGGAACUUUAACAGCUGUGGAAAGAGUUCUCGAGUACAGCCGUCUACCUCCUGAAGAAAACAUGGAGGAUGGUACUCCACCGCCCAAUAAUUGGCCAUCAAACGGGGAAGUGCGCUUCGAAAAUGUUACUUUGAGAUACGGACCUGAAGAUCCACCCGUUCUAAGGAAUUUGAACUUUAUCAUACGUAGCGGGUGGAAGGUUGGCAUCGUUGGCAGAACAGGAGCUGGCAAAUCAUCGUUGAUUUCAGCUCUGUUUAGACUUUCAAAUAUCGAGGGUAGUAUUAAAAUAGACGGAAUAGAUACUGUUUGUCUGUCAAAAAAGGAUUUAAGAUCAAAGAUAUCGAUCAUUCCACAAGAGCCGGUAUUAUUUUCUGCGAGUCUACGGUACAAUCUGGAUCCUUUUAAUAAAUAUAGCGAUGAUGAGAUUUGGAGAGCACUGGAACAAGUGGAAUUAAAAGAUUCGGUACAAGCUUUGGACUUCCAAGUAUCUGAAGGUGGUGCUAAUUUCUCUGUUGGUCAAAGACAGUUGGUAUGUCUUGCGAGAGCAAUCCUGGGCUCCAACAAAAUACUGGUCAUGGAUGAAGCAACAGCUAACGUUGAUCCUCAGACUGAUGCUCUAAUACAGAAGACGAUAAGAAAAGAAUUUAUCUCAUGCACUGUAUUAACCAUAGCUCACCGGCUUAACACAAUUAUGGAUUCUGAUAGGAUUUUAGUCAUGGACAAAGGAGAGAUGGCGGAAUUCGAUCACCCUUUCAUACUCCUAUCAAACCCCCAAAGUCAUUUGAACUUUAUGGUCAAAGAAACUGGGGAGUCAAUGAGUAAUCAACUUUAUGAAACAGCAAAAACAAAGUAUUAUAGCCAAAGUGACGCGAUCUAUAAGGAUAAAUAA